AGGAAAUCUGCCUGGUCUCCGGCAGCCGCCGCUUCCCCUUUGAUGUUUUGGUCCGCCGUGCGCAUGCGCCUCACAUUAGAAUUACUGCACUGGGCAGACUAAGUUCGAUCUCCUCUCUUCAGUGAAACCCUCAAUCACACCGAAAACUAAAGGGAUGUGGAGAGUGCGGAAAAGGGGCUACUUUGGGAUUUGGUCAUUUCCCUUGAUCAUCGCCGCUGUCUGUGCGCAGAGUGUCAAUGAUCCUAGUAAUAUGUCGCUGGUUAAAGAGACGGUGGAUAGACUCCUGAAAGGCUAUGAUAUUCGUCUGAGACCAGAUUUUGGAGGUCCCCCCGUGGCCGUGGGAAUGAACAUUGACAUCGCCAGCAUCGAUAUGGUUUCUGAAGUCAAUAUGGAUUAUACCUUGACAAUGUACUUUCAGCAAGCCUGGAGAGAUAAGAGGCUGUCCUAUAAUGUAAUACCUUUAAACUUGACUCUGGACAACAGAGUGGCAGACCAGCUUUGGGUGCCCGAUACCUACUUCCUGAACGAUAAGAAGUCAUUUGUGCAUGGAGUGACUGUUAAGAACCGCAUGAUUCGUCUGCAUCCUGAUGGCACAGUCCUUUAUGGACUCAGAAUCACAACCACGGCUGCCUGCAUGAUGGACCUAAGGCGGUACCCACUGGAUGAACAAAACUGCACCUUGGAAAUUGAAAGCUAUGGAUAUACAACCGAUGACAUUGAGUUUUACUGGCGUGGAGAUGAUAAUGCAGUAACAGGAGUAACAAAGAUUGAACUUCCACAGUUCUCUAUCGUAGAUUAUAAACUUAUCACCAAGAAGGUCGUGUUUUCCACAGGUUCCUAUCCCAGGUUGUCCCUCAGCUUUAAGCUUAAGAGAAACAUUGGCUACUUUAUCCUGCAAACGUACAUGCCUUCUAUCUUGAUUACCAUCCUCUCCUGGGUCUCCUUCUGGAUUAAUUAUGACGCCUCAGCUGCAAGAGUGGCAUUAGGAAUCACAACUGUUCUCACAAUGACUACAAUCAAUACCCACCUCCGGGAAACUCUCCCUAAAAUCCCCUAUGUGAAAGCCAUUGACAUGUACCUGAUGGGGUGCUUUGUCUUCGUUUUCAUGGCCCUUCUGGAAUAUGCUUUAGUCAACUACAUUUUCUUUGGGAGGGGGCCCCAACGCCAAAAGAAAGCAGCUGAGAAGGCUGCUAGUGCCAACAAUGAAAAGAUGCGCCUGGAUGUCAACAAGAUUUUUUAUAAAGAUAUUAAACAAAAUGGGACCCAAUAUCGAUCCUUGUGGGACCCUACUGGAAACCUCUCCCCAACUAGACGGACUACCAAUUACGAUUUCUCUCUGUAUACGAUGGACCCACAUGAGAACAUCUUACUGAGCACUCUCGAGAUAAAAAACGAAAUGGCCACAUCUGAGGCUGUAAUGGGACUUGGAGACCCCAGGAGCACGAUGCUGGCCUAUGAUGCCUCCAGCAUCCAAUAUCGGAAAGCUGGGUUGCCCAGGCAUAGUUUUGGCCGAAAUGCUCUGGAACGACAUGUGGCACAAAAGAAAAGUCGCCUGAGAAGACGUGCCUCCCAACUGAAAAUCACCAUCCCCGACUUGACUGAUGUGAAUGCCAUAGAUCGGUGGUCCCGCAUAUUCUUCCCAGUAGUUUUUUCCUUCUUCAACAUCGUCUAUUGGCUUUAUUAUGUGAACUAAAAUAUGGCCUCCCACAGGAAGCAAGGACUAGAUUCCUCCUCAAACCAGUUGUACAGCCUGAUGUAGGACUUGGAAAACACAUCAAUCCAGGACAAAAGUAAUGCUAAAAUACCUUAGUUGCUGGCCUAUGCUGUGGUCCAUUUCAUGCCAUUCCGGUUGCUUCUGCUAAGGAAUGAAUAUACUAAGGUCCUUGUGGUUUUCCAGUUGAAAUGCAAGUGAUUUGUACACAUGGUGGCAAGAAUGAGUCUGAGUGUUCUACUUUAUCUGUUUAGUAUGCAGCCUACUUAGAGGGGAAUUAUUUAGAAGAUAAUCUUAGAAGGCUCAAUAGCAUUGUCAGUCAUUUCCCUGAGAAGUGGUCGUAGCCAGAUAACUCCCAUCUUCAUUUCUGAGGUUGGCAUGCUGUUGAGAUGGCAUUGUGCUUAUGAAACAUUAUCUGCAAUGCCACAUAAACACAUUACUUGAAGAUGGUAUAUGCUUGUCUUAUUAAGAUGAUAACAAUGUAAUGGGAAGAUAAUCAUCACUGAUUCUAAAAGAUCCUUGUGUAGUUGAAGCAGGAUAUAGGGAGUCAAGAUAGAAACUCAGGAAACCAAUUUAGCCAAUCUCUUUGCUUGAGCGUAGGAAAUCAACUGUGAUGUCUUUCAUUUUGGCAUUGAGAGACAAGGAGACUUCUAAAUAUUAUCAUGCAUGGUGGCCAAAGGAAUUUUUGCUAAAAAGCUGUGUCCUAGGUGGUUAAAAUAAGAGUUAACAACACAAAGCACAGUAGAAAAUCCAGAAAAGACUGUAGCAGCAAAAUUAAAAUAAGCAAGCAAGCAUGACCCUUAUCAGCUUCACACAGCAUCUGGUCUGUACAUACUGUGUCCAGUGGCAAAGGGUAGAGGAAGACGGAUUUUUUUUUCCAGCUUCACAAGCUUUUGACAGCAUACCUAAAGAGGUUUUUAUACUUUAACCAAAAGGCAACCAUAAAAUACUAAAGUUAGAGAAAUUAGAAGUAUCUUGGAUGGUCAAAUUAGACUGGGUAUCAUUCAAAUAUACAAAUUUAGAGGACAGGCAAAGUUAAUAAACAGAUUGUUUUUCUCAAACUCUGUCAGAUGUCCCUGCAACAUUUCCCUAUAAGUUUGUUUCAGAAUUUAAUAGGAUUUCAAGAAAAGGAUUUGUUCAUUGCUUUAAAAGAUUCAUGGUCCUCUUCAACUUGAAGAGACAAAGUAAGGCUUUGGAGAUUUAGUGAACAUAUAUUCUCAUGUGCAGUGAAAUUUGCCAUUUUAAUUUUUUAGAGCAAACAAUACUUCAAAGAGUAUGUGCACAAGGAGAGUUAAUUUGUGGAUUCAUUGGGUUUGAUUUUUUAAGGGAGCUUUUGUUGUGUAUGUUGCAAUAUGUCUAAUCAAGGAAAAUACGAAAACUAGUGGAAAAUAAGAUAGUAACAUAACCACAUUAACAUGAUGAAUGUUAUUAGCCUCAGUUGAUACUGCAGAAAAAUAUGUAACUGUUAAUCAGGCAGGCAUGAUGUAAUGUUUUUAUUCUAUUUUUAAAUUAUGUCAUCGUACUUCUUUCUAUACUAAUUGGACAUAUGCAGUCAUAUGUUAGAGAGUAAAGAGUAUAAGCUAAUAUAUUUUAUACCUAUCAAUGUGAGGCUCAUAUUUUGCUCUUCUCGUAGAAAAGAGAGAAUUGCCAAAUUUUCCUUAAAGUUUGAUUUCAUUGAACACUUUCCUGGAAGAUGACUUUGCUAUAUCUAUUUUAAAAACAAGCCAAAAUCCCUCUUCUGUUUAGAGUAACAUUUCUAAUUGUGAAUAGUAGCCAGCAUCUGCCUGUGGAUAAAAUGUAUGUUUUCUUCCCUUCAUGAUUCAGCAACUUGCAAUAUGAUGGAGUAAUAUGUCCCUUGCAUUCCAACUAUCAGAGAGCAGCAACAAAAGGUUUACCAUUUAACGUUCUGAAUUUGCCCCAAAAUGAGAUGGUAUUUUUUUCACCAGUGUAGGGAACCUUGGCUCUUAUACUUUAAAUACAUACUUGAACCCUUCUGUCUGAGUAUAAUCUUUGGGCAGAAUCUAACCAAGGUUCUUCCCAUAGACUCAGAAUAGAGAUUCCUCAUGUUUCUCCUAGGCGAUCAUUUUGGGGCAUCACACUAAUAAAAGUGCCUGGCCCUUGUUUCCAGGGGGUAAAGUUUGAGUAGAAAAUAUCAAGAAGGAGCAUAUUGAUAACUCAGGGGCACAAUUCCAAAAUGCCGUUCUCAAAAGGCUUUUCUAGAAACAACUCAGAGCCCAAGUCUAGAAGUGGGCUCUUAUGUGCAUUUACUGUAAAAGCCAUACAAAUAUUUGAUAUUGUCUUUUAUGGUUACAACAAAAUUUUGAAUGUUUUGGGAAGUCAUCAGAGCAGUCUAGAUCAAAGUGGAGAAAAGCAUCUUUGCAUCAUGAGCCUCAAAAAUCAUAUGACCAGGAAUUCAUUUCUGCUGUUGAUUUUAGAAGAACUUAAGCAAAGGAAAAAAGAUGGGACUAAUGUCCAAGAGUGAAUACCAUGCACUGGAACUCAGUAACCACAUAAGUAGAAACAAUUGACUCAUCGUCUCCAGAAAUAAUAGUAGAUGUAGAAUUUAUUCUUCUUAAUCUGUAUGUUUACUGUGGUUAAAUUAGAAUGCAAUCAUCAAAUGCAGGGAGGGGUGCUAGACCUAAUAAGUCUUGAGAGACCAGUCAGCUUGAUGUCCGGUGGUUAAACCAAAGGACCAUAAAGGUGUGUUGUGGUAAUUCUCAUAUGGUGUUACUAUCAGUUUAUACAUAUGUAUAGCUUUUCUUUUAAUUAUAAAUAGCCACCAAAUAGCCAGCAAUUAAGGUGUUUUUCAUCUUCGUGAAAUUCAUAGACAAAUUCUGACUCUAAAAUGCACAGUCUACAUGAAAACUUUGAUCUCAAUCUGUAUAUAUAUAUUGUACAUGACUGCUAGUAGGUAUGAAAUGCAUUUCAGAAUUGAAAACUCAUGCAACAUAACCAUGUGUUUGCAUAAGGAAUGUUACAAUUCUUUUUACUGCAAUUUAAUAACAGGGGAAAAGACUCAAGCAGUGCCAUCUAGACCUUUUCUCUUCUCAUUUCUUCAAAACCAGUGCUAAAUAAAGUAAUAAUAAUGCUAAAAAUGGUUUAUGAACCAAAAGAUUUUACAUUCUAGCAUUAGAAACACAAAAAAAAUCUGUCAGCUUACAAAAGCACAACACAUAAAGUGCAGUGGAAUGCUUAGUGGAGAAAUGAAUGAUGUUUAUUUUAAACAAGACCUGUAUUAAAUUGGCGAGUAAGACAAUUUCCAUUUUCUAGAGGUAACUGUGGCCCAAUUUUAUGACUAACUUCAUACUCAACCACAAAAACAACCAGACGGCAUCAACAAAAACAGGUCUCACAACAUAUCUACAUGUAUAUAUGUGUAUAUAUUGAUCCAUGUAAACAUACAUACAUAUAUAUGCAUUCAUAUGUUGGAAAACAAAAAGGAUAAGCUAAUAUGUUAUGUUUUUUUAAUUAAACCAGUGUAUGAGUAUUUUUAAUUUGGCAGCCAACAAUCAACAUACUGAAAUAAUUAAUACAGGGUACUGAACAUUUCUCUAUCAGCAAAUCAAUGCCUACAAUUCUUAUGAACCAUUGCAGUCUGACACUACAAUUGUACUGUACCUGGGAACAUCAGAAGUUAAGUAGCUCUUACAUUGCUUAUCUAAUUGCUCUCUUUUUCAAGGAAACAACAUUAUCCAUCAGUGAUUAAAAACAAAAAAGUCUUAAGGAAAUGGAAAAUGAUAAAAAUUCCUCUUAGGGGGAGAAAAGAAAAGGAAAUAAACCCCGCCAUGUUGGUUAAGGCAAAAUACUCAAAACUGUAGCAAUCAUGCCAUUUUGCUAAGUGUCCAGAGUACAUGUAAUGUGAGCAACCAUAACUUUCACUGAGCGUGUGUAAAUAUUUAAACAGAUUUCUUAAAUAUUUUUAACUUCUAAUUUGUAUUUUAUGGUAAGGCAAUGUGCUAAUUCUGUUUAUGGCUUAAGUUGAUGUGUUAUAAUAUGUAAAUAAUUAAACAUGCUGUAAAUGAAUAGUCAAUAGAUACAGAUAAUUGUUUAAUUUUUUUCUUAAUUUUUAUUUAUUUUUUACUGAGUACGGUUACUACAGUGCCCCAGCAGAGUAAUUUAAACACCCUUCUGCAUACAUAGUUUGGGAAUCCCAGACAGAAGGGUUUCAAUUUGCUGUCUCACACACAUACACAGUCACACACAGUCACACAAGCAUACAUACUCAAACACACAUACUCUUUCACAUGCCUGCCCACUCACUCACUACCCCUCUCUUCUCCUCUAUGGGAAACACUGUAGUGUUUCUGAGCCAAUGUAACAACCAAGAGAUAGCCUUAGAAAUGACAUUCAUAAAAAGCAAAAAUGGUCAUUGAUAACUUGAUAGAGUUUUUUUAAUAUGUUGGAGUCCAAGAAACCAAAGUUUGCGACUUAAAUCUCAAAUUUUCAAAGAGUAAAAGUUUGUAUAGAUGACAGUACAGAAAAUAAAUAUGUUUAUUCAUACCAGCUCCAAAAAGUUAUUACACAUAAUACAUACUAGAAGACUUUUUUUUAGUAAUUGCAUUUUAUCCUUAGAUAGUAUUGUUCCUUUCAACCAAAGACUCCAGAAUUAUUUUUAAAAAACAAAAAAGAGAAAACCGAAAAGAAAAUGAAGGGAAAAAGGACACUGCUUCACACCAAAGGUUUAAAAAACAUUUUCCAAAUGCACUAGGAACAAUGUAAAAAUAGUAAGGAGUGAACAGAAUGCUAAUUAAGAUAGUGCAAGACAUCACUGAAAAACAAAAACAAAACAGCACUCUUAAAUAGCUAUCAAUUUUAUUGGAAACUGAAAGUAGAACAUUUCUGUAGAUAUAUGCAAAAUUCUGACAUCAAAUUUUAAUUUUCUUUGAGAAAUGUUUUUGUGAUAAACAAAUAUGAUCCAAAAUUAUGAUAAACAAAACUUCAUGUCCUUUGAGUUCCAAGCCAAAUGCCACUCUUUGUCACAUGUCCUCUAAUCUGAUGCUCAUGCAUGUGUCCUUGCACCAUUUGAAGCAAGUUGACAGUUCCAUCAGCUUGUAUCUUUUUCUUUUCUUUCUUUCUUUUGUUUUUUUGGUUCAAUAAUGUGAGUUCAACAAUGGUCAUUUUAGACAUAAUUAAUUUAAACAAAGUUGCCUAUAAUUUAAAUUCCAUAACAUUUUCAAUUUUUCUUUGCAUGGGUGUUUAAAUAGUUUUGUUAUGAAUAUUGUCCCUGCGCACUUCUAAAUUGUCCUUUUAUAAAAAGUGGUAUUCUAGUUUCUUCACAAUGUAGUGAUUAUCAGCCUUACUAAUUACCUUGUAGCCUUUCUUAAUAUGCACAUAAUGCACAUUUUCCAACGGCUAGAAAAUGCAAAACACAAGUGGAUACCAUUGCAUCUAUUUUCAUGUCUUUCUAAAAACAAGACUUCUAAAUCUCUGGGAUAAAUGAGAUAGUGAAAAAAAUGAGGAUUAUAAAUGAAUAGCACAUGAUUAUUUUCUUGAAUUUAAACUUAUUGCAGCCAGUUUUAGCAUGUAAAUAUAUAAUAAUGUUGGCUAGUGUGUAAUUCUUGAACUAAAAUAUAAAUAAAAAUAAAAAGAUCAUGUGUGUGGUUUCA
Molecule: messenger RNA, 7317 nt
Organism: Carlito syrichta (Philippine tarsier)
Lineage: Eukaryota; Metazoa; Chordata; Mammalia; Primates; Tarsiidae
Gene: GABRB2
Product: gamma-aminobutyric acid type A receptor beta2 subunit
Exons: 10
Coding region: 155-1693 (512 amino acids)
Biological process (GO): nervous system process; chemical synaptic transmission; monoatomic ion transmembrane transport
Cellular component (GO): membrane; neuron projection; GABA-A receptor complex
Molecular function (GO): extracellular ligand-gated monoatomic ion channel activity; GABA-A receptor activity; neurotransmitter receptor activity
Source: RefSeq, a predicted model, not a curated record